Messenger RNA from Vanessa tameamea, 6626 nucleotides. Its product is annotated as serine/threonine-protein phosphatase 2A regulatory subunit B'' subunit beta-like. The transcript has 11 exons. Gene Ontology annotation, biological process: protein dephosphorylation. Lineage: Eukaryota; Metazoa; Arthropoda; Insecta; Lepidoptera; Nymphalidae. Gene Ontology annotation, cellular component: protein phosphatase type 2A complex. The coding region runs from base 317 to 3232 and encodes 971 amino acids. The record is from RefSeq and is a predicted model, not a curated record. Gene Ontology annotation, molecular function: calcium ion binding; protein phosphatase regulator activity.
CUCGCGCCGCAGUUCGCGCGAGGUGCCGCCGUCGGCCUUACGUCUGUUAUUUGCGCUAUACACGCCCGCGCCGUUCGAAUCGCGCCGCAUUUACUUUCGAUACACCGACCGCCUUUGUUUACUCCCCACGCGCGCUCAUACAAACAGCUGUUCCUAGCGAUCUCUCGUGAUCACUAUUAGUGUCGUUUUGUGUGCCAGAUAGGAAUAAGUGUGACCCGUCCUGUGUUCGUAUGUUUACAGUGUGUUCAUGGGGUUCGCGGCGCGGCCCUAAAGUGCAGCAGUGCUGAGCUCGCGGUGUGACGCGAGCGACUUGGCCAUGGCGGCGACUGCCCGCCGGGAAAUCGACACGGGCGAGGAGGAUAUAGCUGCCAUCGCCAAACAGAUUUCUGAUCAUGCGGAAGCAAUAUAUCAGACUUGGAAAGCGCGUGGCCUUGCGCCCACGGAGAUUCUGUCAUGCAGGCCCACGCCCGGGCUCAAGCUGGCUGAGAGCCUGAGGACUAAACCGAAACCGGAGCCUAAACCUGAAAUAAAACAACGUCCAGAAUUUCGUAGAGACCGGCCAGAGCUACGCGAGCAACGAUCCGAGUUACGUGCCGAGCAGAGAUCAGAACCAAGACGAGAUAUUCGACAUAAUCCGGAAAACGAGACAAUAGAAGUUACGCUGCCGCCAGAUUUAGUACCGGAGCGUAACGGAACUGGGUCUGGGACGAACGUGAGACGCGCUGAUGUCGCUGCAAUGCGGCUGGAAGUAGCUCGAGAGGAAGAAAGACUUCUUCGAGCUUUGCGCACAGGGGGGGUUGUCGCUGAGCGUCCCUCAGAGAGGCCCGAUGUUGUACCUCCCGUUUCACUUGUAGAUUAUGCUAAAAGUCGAUAUCAGGAUCGGUUGGAAACGGGGGCGAGGAAGCCAGCAGCGGGAGCUAGUGGAGAACGGAGAGCUUCUUUUGGUUCUCAUGUUACUGAAGCAAGAUCCAAAUUUGAGGCACGAGCUCGUCGCGCUUCUAGUGCUGGCACUGGGGAAGCCGCGUCGUCACAGGGUACUGCGCCCGUUCGUCCUUUCCUAACGCGUGGUUCAGUAGCUGAGCGUGUACUUAUGUUUGAGCGAUGCCCUAGUGAAGCAACGCUAGAACUAGCUAAAAGGAAGUCUCCAGCAGCCACAACGUGGCGAGGACCGCACGAUGUUAUUAUAAGAGCACAGAACUACGCAGCGUCGACUCCCCCAAAGCCGUCAUCAGCGCCUGCGCAUACGACUCUCCAGCGGUCAGUGCGCGCGGCGGGACCAGCGCGAGUCAUACCGCGCUUUCAUUUCCCCAAAGGCCGACCACCGCCCGCGCACCAACAAGACCACGCACUACAUAAAGUACAGUCAGCGUUCGCGACCUUCCCUAACAGUCAGGUGCCGAGAGAAAGCUUCAAGCAUAUCGUGAAAGCGUGCGAAUGUCCACUCUACUGGAAGAUGCCAUUGUUCCUGGCCACACAACAGAAUCUCAAUGCUGCGGUCGAUGGUCAUAAGUUCAUUGAUUUCUGGCGAGAAAUGACAACGCAAUGUCACGACCAAGCGUCCCGGUUUGUAUACAUUCUCACCCGAGGCAAGAGCAACAAUCUGACUCCUGAAGACUUCGUGCCACUUGUUCAAGACGUUGUGGACACGCACCCCGGACUUUCGUUCCUAAAAGAAGCCACAGAAUUCCACUCCCGAUAUGUUCAUACUGUGAUCGCUAGGAUAUUUUACUGCGUUAAUCGAUCGUGGUCUGGAAGAAUAUCGAUACCGGAACUCAGGAGAUCUAAUCUGCUCCAAGUUAUACAACUCUUGGAAGACGAGGAAGACAUCAAUCAAGUUACGCAAUACUUUAGUUACGAGCACUUCUACGUCAUAUAUUGCAAGUUCUGGGAGUUGGAUAAGGACCACGAUUUGUUCAUUGACAGACACGAUCUUGCUAGACAUAACGACCACGCUCUAUCAAGCCGCAUGAUCGAUCGAGUGUUAUCCGGGUGUGUUACGCGCGGCAACCAGAACCGACUGACACCGGACGGCGAGCCUCGGAUGUCUUACACGGAGUUCGUGUGGUUCCUACUCGCUGAAGAAGACAAAACUCAUCCCACAGCUAUUGAAUACUGGUUCAGGUGUAUGGAUUUGGAUGGCGAUGGUUUCAUUUCCAUGUAUGAGUUAGAAUACUUCUACGAGGAACAAAUGCAAAGGAUGGAGGCCAUAGGGAUUGAAACUUUGCCGUUCAACGACUGUUUAUGUCAGAUGUUAGAUAUGGUCCACCCAGCUGAAGAUGGCAAGAUAACUUUAACCGAUCUAAAGAAAUGUAAGCUAACACCGAUAUUCUACGACACCUUCUUCAAUCUGGAGAAGUAUCUCGACCACGAGCAGCGGGAUCCGUUCGCUACGCAGCGUGAUUCGGACUCUGAGAUGUCAGAAUGGGACAGAUUCGCUGCUGAGGAAUACGAACUGCUAGUGGCCGAGGAAGGCGGCAGCGACGCGCAGGACCAAAUCUCUUACGAUGAAACAGAUGAAGACUGUUUGUCGCCUAAUCUAGAUGACGUUACGAACACUGAGGUAGUCGAAGAUUCCAGCAUGGAAGAAUCAACUUUAAGCGAAGGAUACACCAACAUUGCCGCCCGCGUUAAAGAUCCCGCGGUAGUCGCGGCUGGCCCGCGGACCGCUGGGCCGCCUGCAGCUGGCUUCGUAAACCUCAGCUCCAUAUAUUCAAUUGGCAACAGCGAGAGAUGGGCAAAUCAGAAUAAAAAUGCAACACCAGAAAGAAAAGGAGAAAAACCCAUUCCACCCGAAAAGCCUGUCAGCUUGAUGAUGAUGAACGGUAAAAUGGACAAUAGAUGCGGCGGUUUCGGCAACAACAGUUUUCUCUACUCGCAACUUCUUAACUCUGGUAACAGUGGAGCUAGAGCGAAAGAUCCACCGUCAUAUACAGCAGCUACCAGUGGAGCACUUUUCGACAAAAAUGGUGAAGCGAAAAAUAUGGUAACAUCACCCAGUAAAGUCAAAUCGCCAGUUUUGAGUCCACUUAAUGGUGUUAGUAAAAUCUCUGACAAUUAUGAAAAGGCAGUAGCCGAAAGGCUGAGCCCCCAAAGAGAGAUAUCUAGACUGAACCGUAGCAGUCUUUUUAGUAAGGUUAAUACGGGCGUCGUAUCCGGCAAAGUUAAGAAAACCCGCAAUCAGGAAGAAGAAGACGAGGAUUACGCGAGAGAUAGCGACGAAUGUUCCAUUUAGACUCUGUUGAAGGUGUUAUGCCUAAUUUAAUAAAUGAAACUGUGUUAAAUGCGAUCGUCAUUAAAUGUGCAAAUUAAGGUUGGUGAAGUUAUACAUCAAUGUUGACGUUACAAUGUUGUGUUUAUCAGAGAAAUAUUUUUCCAGCGUAUCCUAGGUUCGGUACGUGCCUUGUGAGUAUAGAACGAUAGACACCCUUGUGUGGACACUAAACGUAAACUUAGAAGAUGUAGUAAAAAGUGCGUUAUUAUUCGGGGACUGUUUUAGAGGGUGAACGGUGUGUUUUAACAUCGCUUAAGUUAGUUUCAGCAUUUUAUUAGUAUUAUGGACAUUUAACAGUGUUAUUUUAAUUACGUAUUUACUGUAGCGUAUAAGCAUAUCAAAUUAUAGGCAUGGUUCAGAUGUACUUAGUUUAGGAAUGUUGAAUCACGAGCAAUGGCGUGAAUCGUUACAAUAAUCUUUACCACAUUUAUAUAGAUAGGUAUUUUAAUAACAGCUUCCUGUUUCAUACAGCUUAUAAUAAUACGAAUCAUUACAUUAUUCAUAAAAUAAAAAGAGGCCUCGAUAUAAUCCGUCAACGCAAAUCGCUAUUCGCAAUUACUCAUAUCAUCACUCCAUCCAUCACAGAUUAAAAUAUUUUGGAUAUAGAAAAAAAAAUUAAAAAAAGAAAACAAAAAUAAAGAUUUACUAAUCACAGUCAAAAGCUUUUUUACAUCAAAAUUAAAUUAUAGUAAACACGCACAGUUAUUAUUUAGAUAACAAAAUAUUUUUAUAAGACGUCUCGUUCGCGUAGUUUUUUAAAAAAAAUAUAAUCUAAUCGUGUCAAAUUAAUUCGGUAUCGCCGUAUCGAUAGUUUUUCAUGACGACGUUUAGAUACGAAUAGAUCGAUUAGGCAAUGAUAGACUAGGAUAAUUCGAGUAUUAUUUAAAUUUUCAGUACCAUGGAAAAAUGUGUACAUGUAGUUUUAUAUACUUAGUAACAAGAAUCUUGGGGCCCAUGCGAUUUCUUUCGCAGUUAUCUGUGCAAUCGUAGCAUUAUAAACGAUUUACACGAUACGGUAAUUGUUGCGCCUUCGAUUGAUGAUGGUAAGGUUGCGCGGUGUUAUUUAAGCAUAUAAUUUACAUUUUUCAUUAAGUCAAUCAUUCACCUCCAUAUUUUUUUUACAUCAUAUAUUUUGAAUCUCAAUUGUAGUAUAUACACAUACCAUAACAUACCAUUCAUUUUUGAAUUAUUUUAUUUUUAUUUUUACUAAAUAUUCAUGAAAUAGAUGAAACAAAUAUAUACCCAAUAAUGUAUUAAACUUUGUGAAAUUGGACGGUGAACAUAAAUUAUAAAUUAAUCGUGACAAAGUAUUUAAUAAUAAAAAUAAACAAGACAGCUGUAUAUAAGCUUGUAGAUAAUACAGGUAGAUCACGAUUUUUCUCUAGUCUACAGGGUGCUGAAUACGAGCUAAUUGACGGUCUACCUUUCGUAAACUUUAGUUUCUCAAAUGUGUACCACGGCCAAAGAAUGGGUUGUUUAAAUUGCCUAUAAAAUGUUGACUAAUCAUAUAUUCGACUUUUGUUCUUAGAUAUAAUUAGAAAUAUGUAAAAAUUUUAUUUAAUUUUAAAUAGAUUUUUAUAAUUAAAUUUUGUGAUUACUCAUUUGAAUUGUAAAAUUGUUUUAAGUCAUUGUUAUGACGGUGUAUACUGUACAUUUAAAACAUAAUCGUGCCUCAUUAUUUGUUAAAUUAUUUUUUAAAGAAUGUCUAAUUUUGCUUGGAAUUCGCGAAUCUUUUGUUACUAAUAUAACUAGUCAUUUCAAUUCUUCGUCAAACCACAAAUCAUAAAUGAUAAACAUCUACCAAUUAAUUAUUAACCAAAACAAUUGUUCAUGAGUUUAAUAAAUUUUAUUAAUAUGUUGUAACCUUCGUAAGUUGUUUUUAAUGUUUAAGAGCAUAAAUAUUUAUUAGACGACUAUAAUAUUUCAUUUUUACAGGGACAAUAUAUAAGGGGCUUGUUAAAAAAAUUGCUUAAACUUCAGUAACUUCGACCCAAAUAUUUUGGGAUAGCCUCUGUUCCUCAAAUAUUUUAAGACGUCUGCCUUAUUAUUUUAACAGUUAGGUAUUGUUAAAUUACGUUUGACAAUAAAAUAAUUUUCAUUUAUUUGUAUAAUAUAUAAUACGACCUUAAUAUGUAUAUAUUCUUAGAUCGAUUUAUGAUUUAUAUCAUACGUUAGAUUUAUCUUAGCUACUUAUAGCGCAAGACAAGCUUAUUACUCUACUUAUUUUUCUAAUUAAGUUAUUAAACUUUUUAAACCACCAAAGCGACGGAAGCUUUCAUUUUCUUGUUAAACAAGAUGGCGAAGAAAGUACUAAAACAUGUAAUUGAACAAGCUGGUUACAUUUUUAUAUUAUUAAAAUAAAAACUCGAAAGUGUUACUUUUUUUAGUAAUUAAAUAUUGUAUUCAUAAGUAUUAAAACAAUAAUGACAACGGCUCGGGUUUAUUCAGUUUUAUAUAGAUUUGUUUGGUAAAAAUAAUUGGAAUAAAAAAGUUGUCUAUGUUAGUGUUAUGAUGAAAGAACCAGUAUCUUCCAAAUUAUAACCCCAAGCCAUUAAUUAUAUUUAAGUAGUGCCAUUAAUAUAAUAUUUGUGUGUUAGUUUGUGUGAUAAUGACUGAAUAACUAAUGUAAACCUAAAUCCUAAAUGUGACAAAGUUUUACUUUUCGAUUCACUUUAAUAAUAAAAAUGUUGCAUUUGAACAAUUCAGAUUAUAUUUUGAAGUCUGGUGGUAGAAUCAGGUUUAAAAAAAAUUCAAACACUAUCAAGUAAAUCUCCAAGUGAAAAUAUAUUCUGUAAAAUCUUUUAUUAAUUAAGUAUUACACAUUUUAUUAAUUAAAAACAAUGCGUUAUAACAUUAUUUUUAAAAUUUGUAUUAGGUUUGUUUUUUCAUAAUGACGUUAUGUUAGGAAGUAUUUGAUUUAUACGUUGUAUUUUUAAAUAUUAAACAACUUAUGGUGUAGAAAUUUGGGAGUUGAAAUAUUUAUAGAAAAUAUGAUAUUUCAGUCAUACGCAAUUGGUUUAUAACCACUCAAUACUAAAUCUAUGACCUAAAUCAGAUUACAGAUACAUUUGUAUCUAUCGUUAAAGAAAUAUUUUAAAAUACGAAGAUAAAUACAUGAUCUGUCACAAUGUAUUAUAACACGAUAGACACUAAUGUAGCCGUAGCUUUAUACUUAUUUAUAGUUUUUAUGCGUGUAGCCACACCAAGUGGUAAGUUAUGUUGCUAGAAUAUUAUUAAAAUAAAAAAACCAAAACAAGAUUUUUUACAAAUGUUAGUGAUGACGUAGUUCGAUGUGUUAACACAAAGGUAUGAGACCUAAUUAAGAAUCCUAAUAAAGUACAUUAUUGUAUUUCAA